Erigeron canadensis is the source of this 1580-nucleotide messenger RNA. Its product is annotated as outer envelope protein 39, chloroplastic. The record is from RefSeq and is a predicted model, not a curated record. Lineage: Eukaryota; Viridiplantae; Streptophyta; Magnoliopsida; Asterales; Asteraceae. The transcript is spliced from 11 exons. Gene Ontology annotation, biological process: embryo development ending in seed dormancy; chloroplast organization. Gene Ontology annotation, cellular component: outer membrane. Bases 219 to 1307 code for a protein of 362 amino acids.
AAAUACCAAAACCAAUCAAGAGAGAAACAGAUAGCUUUAAUUUGGUUCACUCUGGUCUUCCUCACUCACCCUGUAAACCCCCCCUUCUUUUACUAUUAUAUAUAUUCUUUCUUUGAAAAAUAUAUAAAUGGUUCAAUUUCUUUCUUUCUUGUUAGUAAUUGGGAAAUUGUGUUUCCAUUGAAUGGUUUUCAAGUUGUUUAUUAUAUCAGUUUCCUCCAAUGGGAGCUCAGAAGAGCGUCCAUGCCGGCAGAGCAAAGAUAGAUGUCAAUGUUGAUUUCACACACAGACUGUGUGCUGCUAUGAUGGUUCAUUCUUUCAGAAAUUCUGGCUCCAGCAGUCCACUUUCACUGAUUGUUGGAAGUCUUUGCAUAAAACAUCCGAAUUUAUUUGGAAAAAGUGAGAAACUCGAUGUACUGUGGGAUAAAGGGAUUUCAGAUUCCAAUAUAUUGAUUGCGUAUAGGAAGCCUAGGCCAGAAUGGCUUGCUCAACAUUCGUUUGUCAUUCAGCACUCAAUUUCGCCUGAGGUUGGGAUACAUGGUGUGCCUGUUGACAACUUCUCCCAAACAGGGAGUGGAGGUGUGAAUCUAUGCCGAUUCUCUGCUGGCCUAGAGCUAGAUGAGCCUGGAAGUUCCAAUUGGAGCAGUAAAACUAGUAUAAAGUUUGAGCAUGUCCGUCCUGUGAAUGAUGAUGGUCGCUCAAUUUGUAGAGAUCUUCAUGGAUUUCCAGUGACUUCAAGUGGAAGUUGUGAUGAUAGUAUGGUAGUCCUGAAACAAGAAUCCAGAUUCGCCAAGGCCAAUGAUCAUAGUUUCACUCGGUUUAACCUACAAAUAGAACAAGGGAUUCCGCUCAUGUCAAAGUGGCUAAUCUUCAACCGUUUCAAGUUUAAUGCAUCUAAGGGCGUUAAAGUUGGCCCUGGCUUUCUCUUGGCAAGCCUUACAGGCGGUUCUAUUGUUGGUGAUAUUGCUCCUUACCAAGCAUUUUCUAUCGGGGGACUUGGUAGUGUGCGGGGCUAUGGUGAGGGAGCAGUUGGAUCCGGCAGAUCUUGCUUGGUUGCCAACACCGAACUCACAUUCCCAUUGAAUGAGAUGCUUGACACUGCAUUCUUCUGUGAUUGUGGAACUGAUUUGGGCUCUGGUCGCUAUGUUCCCGGCAAUCCGGGCUUGAGACAUGGAAAACCAGGAGCCGGAGUUGGUGCUGGAUAUGGAAUUCGGGUCAAGUUCCCUGUAGGCCAAUUUCAUGUCGACUAUGCCCUCAAUGCCUUUCAACAAAAGACCAUCUAUUUUGGCUUUAACAAUGUUGCUUCUUGAUUUAUUGACCCUUAUAAGCCUUUGGUUUAUUUGGACCUUCGGAAGAUCAGUUUGGUCAAUUAUUUCCAUCUCUUGGAAUAUUGGUCAAAUCCAACAAAUUUUGUGUGGAACCAAACAUGAGUUUAAGUCAGAUCUUAUUAUUUUUUUGUAAAUAUGGCAUAUAUUUGCUAACUUACUCAUAUUAAUCCACAAAAAGAAGAAAAGAAUAUAUAACUAAUCAUUAUCUUUUUCCAAUGGCUUGUUAAUUUGAAUAUACUGUUGAGUUUUGAGAUU